UAAAGUAGAGAAAUAAAUAACAAUCAAGGAAGUGAGCCAUCGGAAGAGUUGUCAAUCCUGAGACGAGGGACCGCUGCAACACAGCCAUGAGGGGAAGAGGUCGUGGUCGAAACUGGCGUACAGCUUCUGUGCCUGAGCCUCCCGUGGACGCAUUCCCAGCCCCUGAACUGAACAGUCAACCUGCCGCCAAUCUCGACUUCUACCAGGAGAACAGCUCAGACAUGGCUGGCCAGGACAACCACAACACAGACAUGCAUGCACCUGAUAUGGACAUGAAAAUGGAGGGACAGGAGUCCCACGUGAUGGUGUCUGACAGUGAUGCCUCAAUGCAGGAGGGGGAACAGCAGGCAGAGACCCGCAAGCGCCCCUGGGAGAAGCCUGGAGGUAGGGAGGAUGGCAUCAAGGUCAAGAGAAAGAAGGUGCCAGGAGCCAAGAACCUCAAGAUCCGCAGGUACGUGCAGCCCAAGAAUGCUGUCAUGUGCCUGAAUGAGCUGCGGCCGGGCGUCACCUACACCACGGAGCAGGAGGGAGGCGUUGGCCAGCCAUUUUGCAUAUCUGUCGAGGUACCUGGUGCGAUUGACGGGCAGAAGUACCGAGGGUUUGGGUCUUCAAAGCAGCUGGCCAAGCAGGCGGCGGCUGAGGCGGCGCUGAUCAGCUUCGUGAAGCCGCCCGUCACCACAGCAGAGAACCAGGAGGAGGACAAGACCCCCUGGGCCACCCUGGCCUCCUUUGCCAUCUACAAACUGUUCAACGACUGGCGUGAGGGUCGUGUGGGCAUGUGUCCUCCCCCAUCCCAGCCCUAUGGGGCCGCCAUCCCCCCUGGUAUGAAAGCCUUCCUGAGCCAGCCCAUCGGCCCCGCUGCCACCACGGCUGUCAAGGAGGAGAGUCCCCAGGCAGCUGCCUUCACGGAGGCCAUCUGUGCCCACCUGGGAGGCCGUGCCCCCAACACCCCGGCUGUGGAUCCCAAGUUAACCGAGCCAAUGAAAGCAGAAUCAAACUUUCCAUUCCAGUCAACUGAACCUGUGAAAGUUCCCAAUCCGGCCAAGCAAGUCCCAGAAAGUGCAGCCUCCAUGCACCCCGUGAUGGUGCUGCACCAGAUGAAGCCUGGCCUGCAGUACAACAUUAACCAGACCACCAGGGAUAACAAGCCUUUCUUCACCGUCACCGCUGACAUCGAUGGCAAGGAGUUCUCAGGCGAGGGGACGAAUGUGAAGAAAGCCAAGUUCUUCCUGGCCAAAGCAGCAAUACUGGGACUGUACGGGGUAGAAUCCACCUUCGAGAUCUCGGCUUAAUGGAAGUACUAGCUGCCUGGGUACUGGCGGCGGUGUGCGGGGCAGGCGGUCCCUCGCACACGUGGCUGUAGAGUCUGCUAAGUGAUAAUGACAAAGUAGAUAGGUAGCUACAUAGUAUUUUAACCUGAAGUCCUCCCUGUGAGUGUUUUCUUGUAUGUUGCUGCUUGCUGAAGGCAGGGAAUGUAGUGAACUGGAGGGGCAGGGCCUGAGUGGCUUACAAAACUCCUGUGGAAGGGAAGUGAUGAUCUGUGCUAAACGUUGCAGUCUGACGAGUGACGUGGAAUUCGAUUUGUUCCAUGUGUAAAUUCUUCCAAUCCACAGUGUUUACCUUUAUUUUGUUCCAGCUCUGUUAUUUAGUGCCAGAGUGAGAAGACUGACACUUAACAGAAUUCUUAUUUAUGAUUUUGACAUACUUUUUUUUCCUAUUUAUUUACUUAGCCCAUGAAGUGUGGGUGCUCCUUGUAAAUGGUCGGUGCUGAGCCUGCCAUGAAUGCAAAUCAAAUGCAGCUGAUUGUGAAAGACAGGCACAGGAGAAGGGGUCAGUCACUCGUUCCUGCUUGUGUCAGAUCACUCAUCUAAUGUUCUGCUGUGGAGUGGAGUGGGUGAGAGGGCUGUGGUGAUGGGACGGUGACAGACAAGUCCUACUUAUUGAAAACAAAGGUGUGCCAACUUUUGUGCUGUCUUUUAGUGCAGCUUGAAUCCUUUUAUAGUCAUCAUUACUCAACUCACUCAUCACAUCAACACUUUUUUGGCUUCCUGACAAAAAUGGCAUCCAGGUUCCAGAUGUUUUAGGUAUUUAACUCCAUUUCUAUUUAUUUGAAGGUACCCACUCUUUAUGGGUUAAAUGAAAGCUGUACUCUAGUUUAGCAGUCAGUCUCAGCACUUGGUUUAAUGUGAGCUGGUGUUGUGAUAGAGCAGGUAAGGAUGCCCUUGAACCUGGCCCUUGGUUAUGUUCUGGUGACUUCUGGCUGGGAUCUCAGUACCUUAAUUUCUCUUCUGGUUGAAACUUUCUCCUCAAACACAACUGGCUGGAGCUGAAUCCUGGGAUGGUCAGCUGUUUAAGUAUUACUACACAAAAUGUUAUGAGUUGAAUACAUAAUGAAAAUUUCUUUAAUGUAUGUGUAUGUAAAGGUUAUAAAAGCAAGUAUUUUUUUCUUUUUCAAUUUUUGUAUAUAAUUGAGGCUAAGAUGAAUUUGAAACAUUGAUUGCAAUUUAUCAAGCUGGUGUUGUUUUUGGUUUUGAAGGAAGUGUAAUUGUGCAAGAGGUAAUCAUCUGAUCAGAGUGGAAGUAAUGAAGCAGUUUACCACACCUGUGUUGUCAUUCCUGCUCCCUGUGUGUCCACCUUACCUCAUACACCCUGACGCUUGCCUCAACGCCUCCAUUUAUCACCAAUGCAGUUAUGUACAUUAUCACUUAUUGCUAUUUUCUCAUAUGAAUUCAGAAACACUGUCAGCUUAAAUACACUUAAAUAGUGUAUCUGUUAAUAUAACCUUUUGUAGGCAACUUGUCCUGUAACCACCUAUGACAUUUUAGGCUCAUUUUUGUACCAGCCUCUUUAACAGUUCUGUAGCUUAUGGAAAACUAAAUUAACUUCCUAUUCUCUCAUUUCCUCUAUGUCCAUACCAGCAGUUUUCAUAGUACUCUGAAUGUUGAAGGAUGAUGUUGAAGGGCUAAGCCAGUGAGUUCCAGACCCAGCAGAAUAUGACUGGUUCCAGAGCAUCCCUAAAAAAAAGGAAAAAAAAAAAACUACCUAAGCUACGGGUGUACACACAUACCCAGGGGCCCUGAGAAUACUCUAGAGAGUGUACUUAAGUGUAUGUCAUGUUUUAAAAAAUUUGUCACCUGUUUUGUAAAGACAGCAUAAGUGGAAUAUUGUUUGCAUGUAUAUCUUGUUUAUCUAGAGCAGAAGGAUUAAAGUUCAGUGCAGUAUUUCAAUGGGCACAAUUGUGAUGCAUUGUGCCAAGGGUGGUGUACUAGCUAGGAUGCACAGGAGGGGGGUGAGAAGAUGCCUGAUGCUGCAAGUGUUGGGUGGACCUGAUGGAAUGGAUAGCUUGGCUCUUAGUGAUUUACCUUCAUUAUGUUGUGCUUUCCUUUGUUGUGCUGUCGAGGUCAGAAGUCACGUCACGAGCUGCAUUUUCCUCUACCCAGCUGUGCGUCUUCUUAUUUCAAGUCCAAGAACUGCUGAGAAUCUGACAAAACCCGAGUGAUUUUCAGCAGAUCAGGGGAAGGAAGAACUGAAUACACUGAGAGUGAAUGAAGUGCACUGACUCGAUUUCUGACCACGACUGUAUGUACUCUCCCAUAGCAUUACAUUGUAUACUGAAAUGGGUUUGCCUGGUUGAACAUGUAGCACUGUACCACAACCAUUACACUCUCCGCCAUGACUGAGUCUGUCCAUGCUAGUCCUCAAAGUAUUGUGUGGCACUUUUUAAACUGAUUUGCACUAUUGUUAUGGAAAGUCCCAACCUCUCAGGCAUAGUGUGUAGCUUGGGGACACUUGGUUCAUUGUACAUGGCAUGCCACUGAAGAACUGAAGUAAACAUGGAAAUCUUAAA
Messenger RNA from Scylla paramamosain (green mud crab), 3847 nucleotides. Its product is annotated as double-stranded RNA-specific editase 1-like. The coding region runs from base 87 to 1292 and encodes 401 amino acids. Gene Ontology annotation, molecular function: double-stranded RNA binding; siRNA binding. The record is from RefSeq and is a predicted model, not a curated record. Gene Ontology annotation, cellular component: nucleus; cytoplasm; RISC complex. The transcript is spliced from 8 exons. Gene Ontology annotation, biological process: regulation of regulatory ncRNA processing; siRNA processing. Lineage: Eukaryota; Metazoa; Arthropoda; Malacostraca; Decapoda; Portunidae.